Messenger RNA from Naegleria lovaniensis, 855 nucleotides. RefSeq lists its product as uncharacterized. Lineage: Eukaryota; Heterolobosea; Eutetramitea; Acrasida; Naegleriidae. The record is from RefSeq and is a predicted model, not a curated record. The transcript has a single exon. Gene Ontology annotation, molecular function: heme binding. The coding region runs from base 1 to 855 and encodes 284 amino acids. Gene Ontology annotation, cellular component: plasma membrane. Gene Ontology annotation, biological process: protein-heme linkage; cytochrome complex assembly.
AUGAAAAAACUGUGCGCCAUAGUUACCUCUUCACGACUCAAAACACUCACUUGCUCCUCCUCUCCGCUGAGCAAGUCAUCCCUUGUUGUGUUAUGGACUUCAUCAUCAAGAGCUCCGCAAUUGUUUUUAAACUCGUAUAGAAAUUUUCAAACAACGUCAAAUCACAGUACUUCCAAUGAGCAAUUAAAAGAAAAGCAUGACAAUACAGUAUCAACACCAUCAUCAGAGCCAAUGACACCCGCAACGCAUAAAAAUGUAAUUUCCGAAGAAGAAGAACCAACCACUUCUAAUCAAAACAAUCAACGCAAUUCUCAUGCUAUUCCGAAAAGAAAAAUAAUUUCUUCUUCAUCAUCUCCUUUUAAAAAGCUUUCUAAAACAUUGCUUUGGGUUGUAUUGACUACAGUAGGAGCAGUAAUAAUCUUUCUUAUUUAUGAGAUAAAUUCUGAACGUUUGGAUUAUUAUGUAUCACCGACAAAGAUCAUUGAAAACAGAGAAGAGUUCCCGCCAGACCGUAAAAUUCGUGUGGGUGGUGUUGUGAAAGAAGAUUCUGUUCGUCAUCUUUCAGACAUCAAUUUGUUGACUUGUUUUACCAUUACUGAUUUAAAACAUGAUAUUGAGAUUGAAUAUAAAGGAAUAUUACCUGAUUUAUUUGAAGAAAAUAGCACAGUUGUUUGUGAAGGAUUUAUGGUGGGUCAUAAUAAGCUGAAAUGUACAAAUGUUUUAGCAAAGCAUGAUCAAAGAAAUGGAAUGCCUCCUGAAAUUGCCUAUGAAGUGGAGAAGAAUCGAAGAGAAUUGGAAAGAAAAAAACUGUAUGAAGAACAAAUGUUGUCUGGCGAUAAUGCAGCAUCCAAAUAG